Molecule: messenger RNA, 3577 nt
Organism: Olea europaea var. sylvestris
Lineage: Eukaryota; Viridiplantae; Streptophyta; Magnoliopsida; Lamiales; Oleaceae
Product: protein FAR1-RELATED SEQUENCE 5-like
Exons: 4
Coding region: 2535-3239 (234 amino acids)
Biological process (GO): regulation of DNA-templated transcription
Molecular function (GO): zinc ion binding
Source: RefSeq, a predicted model, not a curated record
UGUUGAAUAAAAAAAGAUGGAAAAAGCAGGAACAAAGUCUCUUACCUACGGAAGAAGAGACAACCCGCCACCAAAAUUGCGAGAUUUCAACAUCUCAAACAAUAGAGAAACCCACCAACAACUCGACACAUCUCCGGCUGAUAAACCCAUUAACAUAUACUCCACAUCUCCGGUCGAACAUGAAGUGGGAAUCUCCCUAGCCGUCUAUAGUCAAACAGUGAAAUCGAUGAAGGGAAACCCAAACAGAAGGUGAAUCGACGUUGCAAUCUAAACCCAAGGUGAAAUCGACGGUCACAACUCCUCCAAUUGCGGAACAUCAGCUGAAAACAAUUUUAUGAGCAUCUCCUUCAGUUGUAGAAUCUGCAGCAAACGUUCGGUAAGUGGGUAUUUUCAAUCUUCAUGCAAAACCUGGAUCUUCUGUCAAUUCGUAUUCUUCUAUGAAACAUAUCAACGAGAUUGUUCCUUCUUUGUUUUCUCAAAAUUUACAGCAAAAUUUAUGUAGAAUUUUGAACUCUGGCUGCCAAACAUCUAGCAAUUUAUUAAUCUCGACAUGAACUUCUAAGCUUUACUCUCUCUGGUAUUUUAUUCCACCAACAAAUAAUAUAAUGAACAAAAGAUAAAAGUCAAAAAACAUGCAAAUUUAAGUGGUUCUGCAUUAACAGAGUUGAUGACAAAUUGAUGAAUUUCAUUAAUAAAGAGACAUUGUAGGGUCACAGAGAAUAGGCAGCAUGUAUAACAACAAACAGUCAUCUUCCAAAUAUUUUUCAAACAAACAUUUUGUAGGGUCCUAGAGAAUGGGCAGUAUGUUUAAAUUUCUGUACCAAUUGGUACAAACCCAUUUACUCUUAUAUGAAGUAAUAGGUUAAUUGCAUGCUUAGAUGUGAAGUGAACAUUUUUAUUGUGGCAGGAAAGGAGAUUAUGGAAGACGGCAAUGGAGAUUCGUUGUUGGAAUGUGAUAAUGAGAAUGUUGUAGAGAAUUUGAACACAUUGGAUAGCGAAAAUAUAGGAGGAGAUGAUGUGACCGUAGCUGUGGUGGGUAUGAUGUUCAACGAUGAGAAAGAAAUGUUUGAGUUUUAUAAAAGAUAUGCUUAUGCCGUAGGAUUUCUGGUGAGAAAAAGGAAUUCCAAAAAAGGGGAAGAUGGAGUUAUGAGAUAUGUGACGUUCACAUGGAGUCAUGAAGGUCGAAGAAGUUAUGCCACAAGCGGAUCCUUGAAGCCUCAACCAACAAGUCAAACAGACUGUAAAGCAAGGAUAUCUGCAUCUUUAGAUAUUCUUGGAGUUUGGAGAAUUAAUAAAGUACACCUCGAUCACAACCAUAAAACGAGUCUUUCGAAGUCUAGGUUAUAUUGAUGCAACCGAAAAUUGAGUGCAAAUUUGAAAAUGAAGCUUGAAGUGAACGAUAUGGCAAGCAUUUCGUUGCACAAGAUUUAUAACUCCGCAGUUGUGGAAGCUGGUGGAUACGAGAAUACAACUUUUGUGGAAAAGGAUUGUCGGAACGACGUGGAACAAGUCAGACGAUUACGACUUGGAAAAGGAGACGCCCUCGCAAUACAGGCAUACUUUUCAAAGAUGCAAGCACGGUGCUCGGAAUUUUUCUUUAGUAUGGACUUUGAUGAGGAGUGUCGGCUAAAGAAUGUUUUUUGGGCAGAUCACAGAUGUAGGCAGUCUUACAAGGAAUUCGGUGAUGUCGUCACUUUCGAUACUACCUAUUUGACUAAUAAGUACGACAUGCCGUUUGCCCCUUUUGUUGGGGUGAAUCAUCAUGGACAGUCCAUAUUAUUGGGCUGCGGACUGUUAUCGAAUGAGGACACUGGGACUUUUGUGUGGUUGUUUAGAAUAUGGUUUGAGUGUAUGCAUGGACAAGCUCCUAAUGCAAUUUUUACUGAUCAAGAUCGGGCAAUGCAAAAUGCAGUUGAUAUUGUUUUUUUGAACACGAAGCAUAGAUGGUGUCUGUGGCACAUUAUGAAGAAGUUGUCAGAAAAGUUCGGAUAUCACAUUCAGAAGAGCUCGAUAUUUUCUGCAAUUCAUGAAUUGGUGUAUGAUUCCGACAAUGGUCAAGAAUUCGAAGAAGGUUGGAGGUUGAUGCUCGAAACAUACGAGUUACAUGAUAAUGAUUGGUUAGCUAGGUUGUAUGAGAACAGAGCUCGUUGGGUGCCUUGUUUGUUGAAACCCACCUUCUGGGCAAGCAUGUCUACUUCACAACAAAGUGAGAGUAUGAAUGCAUUUUUGAUGGUUAUGUGCAUUCGAAGACCUCACUGAAGCAGUUCGUCGAGUAGUACGAGAGAGCACUACGAAAUAAGGUAGAGAAGGAGUUCCGGACUGAUUUCAAAUCGUAUUCUCAAAUGGUACCAUGUGCGACGCUUUUCGAAAUGGAAAAGCAAUUUCAAGCAGCUUAUACCAUUUCAAAGUUCAAAGAAGUUCAGGGUGAGAUCACUGGGAAGGUAUAUUGCGACGUUAUAUCUGAAAGUGCAAAUGAUUACUAAUGGUCGACUUAUGAUGUUCAUGAGCAUGUCGCACUUCAUGAUCACCAGAAGAUGAAAACUUUUACCAUGUCAUUUCGGAGGGAUACGUGCGAAUUGAUUUGUAGCUGCCACCUAUUCGAAUUUUGGGGAAUCAUUUGUAGGCAUGCGAUUGCGGUCUUGUUUCGUAAUAAAAUUUUCUCGAUGCCUCAUCGGUAUAUAAUAAAGAGAUGGAGAAGAGAUGUCAGUAGAGCACACACUAGGAUCGCAGUAAACUACGAUGGACUGGCAAGUACUCUUGGACAGCUUAGGUAUGACGAAAUGUGUCAGGCUUUUUCGGAGGUGGCGGACCUUGCAGCAGACGAUGAGGGACGGGCAUGUAGUGUAAUGGAGUGGAUAAGAUCGCAAGCAAACGAAUUGUGGAUUACAAAGUCAAGUAUAGGGAGCACUGGUCAGAUCCAAAUGGCAAGUAGCAAUGCGCACCUAUUAGAUCCAGCAUCGUGUAAACGAAAGGGAGCACCGAGGAAAUUUCGGAGGAAAAGCCCAUUGGAGGCCAGCUCAAAUAGAUCAAAGGCCUCCGCAUCAUUGAGCAAAGGAAAAAGACCUACAGUUCGAUGUAGUAAUACAGAAGAGACGUCAAUCGAUGUUCAGGCAGCUCAACUUCCACAACGUUCUAUGCCGACGCCAUUGCAAUGUUUCAUUCUGCCGACGCCCCCAAAUGUUGCACUUAAUGCUCAAGGUCUAGUCAUGCCAUACUUGUAUCCACAUUUGCCCGAUUAAGGUGGCACGGGCAUGUGAUUCUCGCUCGGAAGAGGUGCAAGCAUUUCGAAAUUGGUGGAGACGAAAAAGGAAAUGGAGCCUCUCUUUCUAGGCGUGCUUCUGUGGGAAUUGAGAAGGAAUUUGUUUUGGAAUUUGUUUUGCUAUUGUAAAAGUCCCCAUCUAAUACACACUUUUUUUUUGUUAUUUUGAAAGCUAAACAUCAAAUUGUUUGUCGUUGUGAGUAUUAUGACUUCAAAUGAUUAUGUUUGUAAGAGUUAAUACCGUUUAUUACAUAGACCUAAUUACAUAUGUUCGUAAGAGUUAAUACCAUUUAUGGGAUUUAUGGCAAAUAUUUUGUA